CUCAGUUGGUUUCUCGUGUUUGGCUGGCGGCUCAGCGUUUAGUUCAGUUUAGUCGCUCGUAACGUUUGGCAGCAUUUUCCGUUUGAACACACUUUCUCUCUCUGGUUUCUGGUUCUGUGUUGCUCCUCCCUGCGUCGCCUUGUUCAAGCUAGGCCGUCCGUAUUCCGUGUAAAAGAAUUUGUUAAUUUCAUUGAUUUUCCCAACAUUUAUUUAUGGAUAUUGGUUUCGGACAGCAGUUAAAUCCAGACAUGCAUCACAAACAUCUGUUCUGACAGCCAGCCAGAAUAUCUCUUUAGUGUUUCAUUUUCAUUUCAGACAAAGUUUUGUGCGGCAAUCAUUAAGCUGAACACGUAACGUUCUCUCAGGUAUCUAGUAAGUCUAUAUACAACAACAAACCAACACAACAACAACAACAGAAGCAACAUCUGCAACGGCAACAACAAUAAUAAUGACGCCAGAGAAAUCUGUUAUAGCCUAUAUCAAUCAUCUUAUUGUCAGCAACUUUUCAUAUUUCUGGGAUGAAAUCGAUGGAUAUCUCAUUUAUUUUGGCGGAACUUUGGGCACGUUGACCUUGACCAGCGUUGCGGCCAGUCUUGCCUACUACUUUGUUACGCGACCAAUACCAGAAAAACCAUUAGUGCCUCUGGAAAAUCAAUCCCCAUUGUUGGAGGGUCCAGAACAAAUACACGUCUCCAAGUUCUACAAGGAGUCGAAGAAUGGUAAAUUUGUUUCCUACAUCACAGAGAAUGUGCGAACGUUGUAUCAUACGUUUCGCGAAGGUGCCUACGCCUCCAACAAUGGGCCAUGCCUCGGCUGGCGAGAGACCCUCACGUCGCCCUAUCAGUGGAUUAACUAUGAUGAGGCGCUGCUGCGUGCCAAAAACUUUGGCUCUGGGAUGCUGGCGCUGGGCGCACGACCCAAGCAGCUGAUCGGGAUCUACUCGCAGAACCGACCGGAAUGGAUACUGUACGAGCAGGCGUGCUACUCGUUCUCUCUGGUUGUGGUGCCACUGUACGAUACCCUCGGCCCGGAUGCUUGUGCUUUUAUCAUACGCCAAACGGAAAUGUCCAUUAUUAUUGUGGAAGACGAUGCCAAGGCGUCGAUGCUGCUGGAGAAGUCACCGCGUAGCCUGAAGAUCAUUGUGUCCAUUAAGCCCAUACGCCAGACGACACUGGAGCGUGCGCGCAGUCGUGGCGUCCAAAUCUUCUCCUUCAUCGAUGUCGAGAAACUGGGCGCCAAGGGCAACCAUCCGGAGGUGCCGCCCACAGCUGAGGAUCUAUGCACCGUUUGUUAUACGUCGGGCACCACCGGCAAUCCCAAGGGCGUCAUGCUCACCCACGGCAAUGUGGUGGCCGGCGUCUGCGCGGUAAUCCUGCAAAUGGGCGAUCAUCGCAUUCGGGCUGGAGAUGUGAUGAUCUCCUUCCUGCCGCUGGCGCACAUGUUCGAGCGCUGCUGCGAGAAUGGCAUGUACUAUGUGGGCGGCUGUGUCGGCUUCUACUCAGGCGACAUCAAGGAGCUGACCAACGACUUGAAGAUGCUGAAGCCCACGGUGAUGCCGGCAGUGCCACGUCUGCUGAAUCGUGUCUAUGAUAAGAUACAGAAUGAUAUUGCUGCCUCGGGUCUGAAGCGCGGCCUCUUUAACAUGGCGCUCAAGGCCAAGGAGAAGGAGAUCGCCAGAGGAGUGCUGCGCCGCAAUGGCUGCUGGGACAAGCUUGUGUUCAAGAAGGUGCAUCAGGCCUUUGGUGGCAACCUGCGCCUCAUGGUCGUCGGCUCAGCGCCACUGGCUGGCAAUGUGCUCACCUUCAUGCGCUGCGCCCUGGGCUGCUUGGUGCUCGAGGGCUAUGGCCAAACGGAAUGCACAGGAGCCAUCACGCUCACCGUGCAGGGUGAUCAUGUGCCCAAUCAUGUGGGCCCGCCCGUCUCCUGCAACGCAGUCAAGCUCGUCGAUGUACCCGAAAUGGAAUACUUUGCCAAUCAGAAUACGGGCGAGGUCUGUGUGCGCGGCUCCAAUGUGUUUCAUGGUUACUAUAAGGAUCCAGAGAAAACGGCAGAGGCCAUCGAUGCCGAGGGCUGGCACCAUACGGGCGAUGUGGGCAUGUGGCUGCCCAACGGCACUCUGCGCAUCAUCGAUCGGCGCAAGCACAUUUUCAAGCUUAGCCAGGGCGAGUAUAUAGUGCCCGAGAAGAUUGAGAAUAUCUAUACACUGAGCCAAUAUGUCAAUCAAGUUUAUGUGUACGGCGAGAGCUUAAAGAGCUGCAUUAUCGCUGUUGUUGUACCUGAUGUCGAUGUCCUUAAGCAGUGGGCCACGGAAAACAAUGUACGAGGCACACUGUCCGUCCUGUGCAAUAAUAAGAAUGUCAAGGAACUGAUUAUGAACGAUAUGCUCAAUUGGGGCAAACAGAGUGGACUUAAGUCAUUUGAACAGGUCAAGGAUAUUUAUAUGCAUCCUGAUCCAUUUUCUGUACAAAAUGGUUUACUAACGCCCACAUUCAAGGCCAAACGGCCGCAAUUGAAAAGCUAUUUCAAGCCGCAACUGGAGGAUAUGUAUAAACAUUUGGAUUAAAGCAAUAAGCAAGCCUAGUAACAGAACAAGAGCAACGAAACAAUUAACAAAAAAGCAUUCAAACUAGAUAGCUCUGCGUAACAUUAUGUCUAAUAACUGAACAGAUCGAAGUUGACCAUACAAUACAAUAUUUUGAAUACCAAAAAAGCAUAAGCAGAACAAUAUUACAAUAUUGCCGUAGACUUAAAAGCGAACAUCAGUCUAAUUUUUUAUAGUUCCGUCAAUUCUUAGCAUGUAAGCGCAAAGAUAUACAUAUAUAUAUACAAGAUAAUGAUGAUACAGAUACUGAUUCUUAACUGACAAACCAAAUUUUUGGCAGCGGCAUUUUUUAUAUAUGGUUUAACAGCUCUUUAUAAAACCAAAUUAACACAUUAACAUUAAAAUGUUAACUAUUUCC
Drosophila hydei is the source of this 2960-nucleotide messenger RNA. RefSeq names its product long-chain-fatty-acid--CoA ligase 5. The record is from RefSeq and is a predicted model, not a curated record. The transcript has 8 exons. Gene Ontology annotation, biological process: long-chain fatty acid metabolic process. Gene Ontology annotation, cellular component: membrane; endoplasmic reticulum. The coding region runs from base 449 to 2563 and encodes 704 amino acids. NCBI's taxonomy places the organism in Eukaryota, Metazoa, Arthropoda, Insecta, Diptera, Drosophilidae. Gene Ontology annotation, molecular function: long-chain fatty acid-CoA ligase activity.